Molecule: messenger RNA, 2365 nt
Organism: Cuscuta epithymum
Lineage: Eukaryota; Viridiplantae; Streptophyta; Magnoliopsida; Solanales; Convolvulaceae
Source: the annotation of a GenBank genome assembly
UAUCGAUAGAAACGCGACUAUGAGACUAUCCGAGCUCAUACCUAUCAUAUAUAGUUACCCCUCUCCAUCCACAAGUAAAACUAGUGUAAACGAGAAAAUGAAAGGAGGAAUAGAGCUGGUUUUCAUUCCGGCCCUUGGAAUGGGCCACCUUCUCUCCGCCAUCGAAAUGGCCAAGCUCCUCCUUCAGAAACGCCGCCCCGAUGAUCUCUCUAUCUCUGUAUUGCUCAUGAAACCUCCCUUCGGUUCCAAGCUUAGCUCCUACAUCGAAUCUCUUCUUUCAGCCAACGCCGAAUCGUUAUCCGGAUUGAAAUUCGUGCUUCUCUCUGCUAUGACGGGGACGGAUAACACUAAAAGGACCCCCUUUUUCGGCUCCUUAAUCGAAUCUCACAAGCAAAGCGCCAGUGAAAUUGUCCGCGGAAUCCAGACCCAGACGGCUUCCGGCGGCACAAGGCUCGCCGGAAUUGUUGUGGACAUGUUCUGUGUGGGAAUGAUGGACGUGGCCGACGAGUUUGGGAUUCCGGCGUACGUAUUCUACACUUCCGGGGCCGGAAUGCUCGGACUUCAUCUCCAUCUUCAGAGUCUCAGAGACGACCAUGGAAAAGACGUCACCGAGUUCAAGGAGUCGGACCCAGAUCUGGAAAUCCCGACUUAUUCUAAACCUUUCCCUGUAAAGCUUCUGCCAGCUGUUGCGCUGGACAAGAGCGGCGGCGCCGCAGACUCGUUUUCGGAUUUUGCAAAGGGAAUCCGGAAGGCGAAGGGCAUAUUGGUAAACACGUUCCUUGAGCUUGAACUGCACGCAAUUGAAUUUCUGCGCCGAGAAGAAGGGAGGAUCCCACCCGUGUACCCAGUGGGACCCGUACUCAACCUGCAAGGCGAAAAGAACGGAGAUUCCGGCGAAGAAAUCUUGAAAUGGCUUAACAGCCAACCGGAUUCUUCGGUGGUGUUCCUCUGCUUCGGAAGCGGCGGCAGUUUCCCGGAGCCUCAAGUGAAGGAGAUCGCCCACGCGCUCGAGCGCGGCGGCCAGAGGUUCCUGUGGGCUCUGAGGAAGCCGCCGCCGCCACAAGGAGCCUUCUACCCCACCGACCUCAACAACCCGGAGGACGUACUGCCGGAAGGUUUCUUGGAAAGGAUGAAAGACAUCGGAAAAGUGAUCGGGUGGGCGCCGCAAGCCGCCAUUCUAGCCCACCCCGCCGUGGGGGGCUUCGUGUCGCACUGCGGAUGGAAUUCGACACUGGAGAGCGUUUGGUUCGGGGUUCCCAUGGCGACUUGGCCGAUUUACGCAGAGCAGCAGGCGAAUGCAUUCCAAUUGGUGACGGAUAUCGGGAUGGGAGUGGAUCUUAAGUCGGAUUACAAAAAACCAAUUGGUUCUGAAAAAGUUCCCGAGACGGUGGAUUCAGAGGUGAUAGAAGCCAAAAUUAGAAAGCUGAUGGACCCUUCAGCUGCUAGGAAGAAGGCAAAAGAACUUAAAGAAAAAAGUAGAGAGGCGGUGGAGGAGGGUGGCUCGUCCUUAAACUUUCUUGAGGCUUUCUUCCAUGAAGUCUUUAACAACUACUAACCGGAUCCGGAACCUCUGCCAUACUUCAAAGUAAGGCACGGUGCCCGGCCCUCGGGAACCAUCCGAUCAAAAGAUGGACGGUCGGAGAUGUUGAAGCGCAGAUCCCGAGGCCGCUCUUCCCCCAUCCGAGGAUCCCAAUCCCUACUAACCUGCCUCACUCGCUGGGAUACAUUGUCGGAUCCGGGCGUGGGAGACUUACUGACUUGCCUCACACGUUAGCUUCUCCGUGUUUUUUUUUUCGAUUAAUUUUCAAUAAUUUUAAACUUCAUCUUGUAAGGUUUGUCUAUGAAAAGGGAGAUACGGAUCGAUAAGGGAGUGUCAAUUCAUAUUUUUACCCUAUUAGUUUUAGGGAGUGUUUGCAAAUGCUUCAACUUUAAAAAAGUGGUUUUUUAAAGUGAUUUUGGGAAAAGUGAUUAAUAGUAAAAGUUGGUAGUGUUUGAGAAAAAAGUGAUUCUGGAAAAGUAAAAGUUGGUAGUGUUUGGUAAAAUAAGUACUUUUUGUGUAAUAGAAAAAGUGAGAAGCAGUUUAAAGCACCCUUCUACCUGCUUCCAGCUUUUAGCUUUUAAGUGAUUAAUUUAACCAGAAGCUAUCAUUUGAAAACACUUUUUUCAACUUUUUUUAAGUCAAAAGCUGAAAAGCGCUUUUUUUAAACAAACCCAAACACUCCUUUAAUAGCAUUCCAAUCGUGUCUUGCACAGGAAUUAGUUGAAUAAAUAAUUGCGUAUGUGUUACUCCGUACGUAGUAUUAUUUAGUUGUUAUGUGUCUUGUAACACACAAUUUUAUCAUUAAUAUAUUUACUUAAUUACUAA